AAUCUAUAUGAACGCGGCAAAACGCGAGCUGCUCUUAGAACGAACUUGCGAUUUGUAUACCAAUUUCACUAACGAGAUUAUGAUUAGUUGUGAUUAGAGAUUGCCUGUGAGGAAAAAAUGGAAGACUUUGUACCAACACGUGGCUCCCAAGUCAAAAAAACUGCGACGAGUGAUUACAUAUCUGUGAAUUAUAUAGCGCCAAAGAAAAAAGUGAAAUCUGCAGAUGACUCAAAUAACAAAGAAAAACUUGAGGAAUCUACGAAACAAACACCUGAAAAACUGAUAAAACAACAACAAGAAAAAGAGAUGAAGAAGUUGCGAUAUGAGAUUAUCAAAUUUGGUAUGUCUGGUUUCGAGAAACCAAAGGCGAGGAGAGCAAAGGUUGAGCUCGCUAUUAGCUUAGGUGCAAUACCUCCCAAGAAUAAGAGAAUGAAUUACAAAGCAUUAAAGACGCGUCGAAAGAUAGAGAAAGAGAAGAAAAAGGAGGAAGGGCACAAGUCUGGAUUUACCAGUAGUUUGCUCAAACCUAAGUCUAAGAAAACACAGAAGAAGGAUAGUGGUAUUCUACAAGUUUAUGGGAAAGUACCGAAAGAUAUCUUGAUAAAAAAAAGAAAAAGAGUUGAAAAUAAAAACAGUUUCUAAAACAUGAAACUUUACUAAAACUCUACAUGAAAUUGGUUGGAAAUAUGUUUUAAAUAAAAUAUCUUGUAAGGACUAUUAAGAAUAAAAACUAUAUAUUU
Molecule: messenger RNA, 740 nt
Organism: Acromyrmex echinatior (Panamanian leafcutter ant)
Lineage: Eukaryota; Metazoa; Arthropoda; Insecta; Hymenoptera; Formicidae
Source: RefSeq, a predicted model, not a curated record